CAAAAGCUCACCCAACACUUACGAUCAACCAGCAAGGUUGGCGCACAGGUUCAGGACGAGCACGCAAAGGAGUCGUCUUACUAGCAAAAUCCUUGCAUGCGAGAUCCACUGGGUAGGACGCAGAACCAAUUCAGAAGUCAGCUAAACAGAGCGUAACAGGAUCGCGAUCGAAUUCAUUCGUCAGUUGCAGAGCUGUGGUGCUGAUGCUCAUUUGUUACACAUUGACAUCGACAUUGGCAUUCGAGCGGUAGACUUUUGCACUAGAACCAGCCAACAUGACAACCCUGUCGUAUGCAUUCUCUGAAAAGGACCACUGGCACAAGGGAUAUACAGAUCAACCGCUGGUCGAUCAGAACAAUAAUACUCAAAGCAAUCCGCUGCAUGGUGCUCCGGAAGAUAGUGGUCGGCAUACUGCUGUAACCAACUCGCUACGACCUUUCUACAAUGGUAAGAGUGCAUUCGUGACCGGUGGCACGGGGUUCCUAGGCAAGGUGUUGAUUGAGAAGCUGCUUCGGGCGUGUAGCGGCCUGCGUACGAUUUACAUUCUGUUACGCCCUAAACGCGGUCUUACCAGUGAGCAACGCUUUCAAGAAUUUAUCAAACACGGGGUAUUUGAUCGGCUGCGCGAUAAGACACCGCAACUGUUGGAGAAGAUUGUUUGCAUCGGGGGCGACAUUUCAAUGCCUCAAUUGGGGCUCACCGAGCGCGAUCGACUUACACUGAUAGAGCACGUGAACGUAGUGUUUCAUGUAGCCGCCACCGUGCGCUUCAACGAAGGGCUGAUCGAAGCGGCCAUUCUUAACACGGUUGGUACCAAGAGCAUACUCGAUCUAUGCGUAAACAUGCAACAGCUACAGAGUGUAGUACACGUCUCGACCGCCUAUAGUAAUCCUUGUAGGAGCGAGGUCGAUGAAAUUGUUUACCCGUCGCCGAUGGAUCCGAACCAGUUCAUUCAGUGCAUCCAGCUGCUUCCAGGAGAAGUGCUCAAUGCGAUCGGGAUCAAGCUCCAGGGCAUGCACCCCAACACGUACACUCUAACAAAAUCGGUGACAGAGCAGUUAGUGGCAGAGUAUGCCAGUCGGCUUCCACUGUGUAUCGUACGGCCCUCGAUUGUGACCGGUGCCGUGGCAGAACCUUAUCCCGGCUGGAUCGACAACGUGUACGGCAUCACGGGAAUCAUGAUGGAGAUUGGACGCGGUACCAUAAGCAGCAUCAUGUGCGAUGAACGAUGCACCAUGGACGUAAUACCAGUAGAUAUAGUAUGUAAUACUCUGAUUGCAGCAGCUUGGCAAACUGCCCAAGCAAGCCAUUCCGAUGCGGCGCCUAUGCAAGUCUAUAACUGCACAUCAGGACAGAUCAACGGCAUCAAGUGGCAUGAGUACGGGCGCAUCACACAGCAAUGUGCGGUUCGCAACCCAACGAAGUACGUAAUGCUGUGUCCGGGCUUUCGGUUCCGCACGAAUCGGUUCAUACACAAGCUGGUCGAGCUGCUGCUACACUUCCUGCCGGCUUACCUUUUCGAUGUACUGAUGCGAGUACGGGGCACAAAACCGAUUAUGGCGAAGAUCGCAAAGCGUUUCCAAAAGGCAGCUGAUACCGGUGAGUUCUUCGCCAUGCACGAAUGGACCUUCCGCAACGACAAUCUGCGCCACUUGGGAACCUUAGUCCGACAAGACGUUGCCGGCGAUGAGUUCUGUUGCGACGUUUCUGGGCUCGAAUGGGAGUCUUACAUAGAGGCGUACAUGCUUGGAAUCCGGCGGUUUGUGUUAAAGGACGGGCUGGAGAGCAUGGACCAGGCACGCAAAAAACUACAACGAUUGUUCUUGAUCAAACGACUGCUUCAGAUCGGUGCACUCUUAUUCGUUUACUAUAUUUGCGUAGAAAUUUUACGAUGGCAACGAGUCUAG
Anopheles darlingi is the source of this 1907-nucleotide messenger RNA. RefSeq names its product putative fatty acyl-CoA reductase CG5065. The record is from RefSeq and is a predicted model, not a curated record. Gene Ontology annotation, cellular component: peroxisome. The coding region runs from base 276 to 1907 and encodes 543 amino acids. Gene Ontology annotation, biological process: long-chain fatty-acyl-CoA metabolic process. The transcript is spliced from 5 exons. Gene Ontology annotation, molecular function: alcohol-forming very long-chain fatty acyl-CoA reductase (NADP+) activity. Lineage: Eukaryota; Metazoa; Arthropoda; Insecta; Diptera; Culicidae.